Messenger RNA from Cylicocyclus nassatus, 3846 nucleotides. Lineage: Eukaryota; Metazoa; Nematoda; Chromadorea; Rhabditida; Strongylidae. The record is from the annotation of a GenBank genome assembly.
GGGACAGAUCGAGAGUUUUGUUGCGGGUGGUCUAAAUUGUUUAUACAAACUAAUCCAGCUGUUGAUGCUCUAAUGUAGCCGGAUUGCUUUACUAUUGUGUUCCAAUGGAUGGAGUGCCUUGUAUAGAGGAUCACCAAAGGGUUACCAUCCUCAUCCGUCAAGUUGGCCCUCGCAAUGCAGCCGUUUUUAACCGAAUCGUCGAUCGUCUAGCUCGACAGCGAUCAAUUCAAGUGAGUGAUAAUCCAAAACGCGUCUUUCAUGCUAAUUUUGUCACCAGCGUCAAUGGGGAACUCGUACGGUUUGGGGAGCUACAGGCUCAUCGACGAGUACUGGGACUUAUUGGCGUUGCGUGCGCUCAGCCUUCAACUUCAGGGCCUCAAUCACGGAAAUCGUCUGUCAAUGUCUUGAAGCCUGCAGCGGAUGAAGUCGGUUUGGCCUCUAAAAUCUCUCUCAGAAGGCGUUCAUCUCUUGCCGGUGGAACGACAAUGGAUGAGGUCAAGAGCAACUAUGAAAAAGUUAAGCGAGAAUACGACAGUACGCUGGUUGAUAGCCGAUGUAUACUUCUGGGAUACGAUGAGCAAGACGUCUCCGCGCAGUUUUCAUCCAGAGAAACGUUUCUUUUCCAUCGACUUGAAGAAUCUGAUGAGCUGGAGACCGGUAUCCGUGAGUUCAUGAGAGCAAUUUAUUUUGUUCUGGAGAGCAAGCGGUUGGAUCAGUCUUUCGAGAAACUGGAGUGUCCACCAUGCCCUAUUUUGCCUGAAGAAGAGAAAUUUCGAAUUGGUUUGGAGAACAAGACAUCUAAAAUAUACAGGCGCAAGUGUAUCGGUCGUGCCCGAAAGCAGAACGCGGAUUAUGCUAUGCUCACAGGGCUACCGCAGCUAGCUCUUGACUCGUAUGCGGCGUCUAUGGAUAUGCUCAGAUCUUGCAAUGACAUGCUUUGGUUUGCUGGCGCUUGUGAAGGUUGGGCAUGUGCUGCCAUGGCCCUCAUUUACGAUAGCCUGGCCUCAAGUGCCGUUAUGUACCGCGUCGCUAGUAUGACGCCUUCACAAAUGAGAGAUAUCGACCAUACGGGACAUCUUUCACUAGGAGCAGCCAUAAGUGCUGCAACUGCAUUUCAGCAUACUUUAGGUGUGUCACUGGGGCAUCAACGACAUCGUUCUGAUGAAAAUGCUAGAGUUAUACCUGUUGCUGAUGAUGGCAGUGAUGGUGAAAAUCGUCGCACACGUUUGCCAUGGGCUGUGCUUCGUGGGGAGAAAUCAAAAGAAAAAAUUGAGCCAUCUGCCAUAAUGGAGAAGUUUGAAUUAGCUUUGGAGAAUUAUUCCAAAUUCUCUUUUGCUGCAAUGAUCGAAUAUGAUUGCAUGAUGAAAGCUGUUUCAUUAUUUCGAUAUCAGCGAAUGUAUGUUGAGAUGGAGAGUUUUCAUCGUGAUCACAUUGGCAAAUAUCUGGAUGAUAGCUUCAAAAGGUUCGAUAACCAUACAAAAGCCGCUAUAUGUGCGAAUUCAACAGUUCUAUACAGGGAGGUUGGUUUUCGUCGCAAAUGUUCGUUCUUUGCUCGGCUUGGUGUUUUGUUCCGUUUGCAAAUUGGUGAAGGAGAACAGAGAACUCCGCAAGAUUACCGAGUGGUCUACCCUGUUUUGUAUAGGACCCUUCCCGGUUAUGGAAUCAAGGAGAACGUGCGCGAAGUGCCUCAAGAUGAUGUGCUCAAAGGGCCCGUACAGUUGCAGAUUAAGGCUUUGCACGAAGUUUACACUGCUGCAUCGCGAGCCGAGCUAUAUGAAGCGGCAAUCAGACAUCUUUGUCACUUGAUUCAGGUGUACUACGAUGAUAUGGACCCACAACUGGCAAAUCGUCUCUUUGACGAUCUGCAAAAUCUUGUACGCAUCAAAGGCAGCCCACCUCAACUUAAUCAGCGCAUUUCGGUUCCGGUUGGUAACAUAAUCCUUCCUUCCAUACAGUUGACAAGAUUUCCUGAGGUCAGUGACCCAAUUUUGUGUCCCUUGCCGCCGCAUUUGGCUCCGAAUGUACUUCUACCGAAGUCUGGACAGCCACAGUUGUUCAUUUACUCGCCUUUUCAACAAAAGAAAUUAUCAACAGAAAUAUUCUGGGUGGUGGACUGCGCUUGUGAAGUAUCUAUCCUUGUUUAUAAUUGCCGACCGUAUGAACUUGUCGUUAGGGAACUGUGUUUGCUUGCUGAUGGUUGUGUCUUUGAAUCAGUACCGGUACGGCUGAUCUUGCCAGCUGCAAAUGAAGGUGCUGCACCAGCUAGGAUCAAGCUUAUUGGUGUACCGAGGACGCCUGGCCUUCUUACCAUAACGGGUUAUUGCUGUGAGGUGUUUGGUGUGAAAAAUGUUUGCAAACUUUAUGGCCCAAAAGGACCUCUAAAGGUCGAAGUGCUUCCAUCUCUUGCUGUCUUACAACUGGUGUCGUCAUUGCCAAGAGCACCUAUCGAAGAGGAUCAAAAUGAUCAUAAUGCUGAAAUCACCGUGUAUUCUGGGCAAUUAUUCGAGCAUUCUCUAAGCGUCAAAAAUACUAGCGCAAACAUUGGAAUCCGAAAAGUGCGAUUGCAAGUGUGGCAGCCUAAGGUAUCUGGCGGUCCUUCAAUGAUCGAGCUAGUGAAUGAGAAUGGAGAUAUGGAAUUUUCAUUAGCUCCAAAUGAAGAAAAAGAGAUUAAAUUCCGAAUAUUUGGCAUCGACCCAACAGCCACAGCUGAUGACGAUGGUUCAGUUGAUGAGAAGAUAGUAGAGACUGCGCUGCCCUUGGCUUCGACUCCGGCUGAGACAGAUAACAACAGUGAAGCUCACGACCUGAUCCCAUAUACGGGCAGAUUACUGACGUGCCAGUUUCUGUUUCAGUACGUUGCUGAUGUCGAUGGUCUGGAAGGAGAGUCAUACGAAAGAAGUGCCCGUUUAUCCAUUGCGGUUUGUGUUGUACCAGCUGUUACGGUAUCGGCUUGGCAUGUGCUACCAGGCGAUGGUCCAUUCACUAGAUAUAUCGUGGUCGAUGUUACAAACAGUACCGACAAUGAUGCUGAGCUAGUAUACAGUUCCAAUCGGCGAAUGAAUGUGUUACCGAAGGAGACGUGCAGAGUCCCGCUUUUAUCUCCGUGUUGUUCUGAUGUUGCUGGGAGAGCAUUCCAUGCUGCAACGCAAAAAGAUAGCCAUAUGAUGCAGAAGCUUGAGGUUGAAAAAUUACGUGCCACACUUGAACUUCACGUCGCCAAGCAUCUAGACAUUCGAUGGGCUAUACCAGCUAUGAAUCUCGAGGGUUUGGUCCCGGUCGGUGCAUUGCUUUCUUCUGUUUCACUGCUCAAGCAACUUGUACUACCAGCAAUAUCACUAGACAUCUCUGUUAACGGAACGCCUUAUCUGAGCGAAGAUGACAUUUCGGUGGGAAUAGGGGAAAUGGUGCUCAUAAAAGUCGCUGUCAUAUCGUCUUUGGAAUAUGAUUUCGACGGCAUUCUGACGUUGGAGUGUUACCAAGAAAUAUCGAGCUUUUUUGGAACAGUGGAUAAGGCCGAAAACCUCUUGAUAAUAGGACAACGGAAGGUCCCAUUUGUGGUGCCAAAAAGUCCUCCAAAUGUUUCGAUGUCUACGCCGCAAUGUGAGGUUUCAUUCCAUGUCAUGUUCCGCGUUGAGGGAGUGCAUAAAGUCCGGCCACAGAUUGUGAGCAGACAAGCUAACGAGUCGCUUUUCGCUGAUGAGGUGUUUGUUUCACCGGUUGGUUUCAGUGUGUCUACUAAGGCACAUCAAUAAAUUAUAUAUCUGCCAUUUUUGGCAUGGUUUGAAGUAAUUAACCCAGGUAUAGGUUUCAGUAGUUUAUUCUAUAACAUUUCGUAGCGAAAUUCUG